Messenger RNA from Sitodiplosis mosellana (orange wheat blossom midge), 2981 nucleotides. RefSeq lists its product as uncharacterized. The transcript is spliced from 2 exons. Lineage: Eukaryota; Metazoa; Arthropoda; Insecta; Diptera; Cecidomyiidae. Bases 730 to 2694 code for a protein of 654 amino acids. The record is from RefSeq and is a predicted model, not a curated record.
GCCUAUCGGUUUUUUGUUUUUCUGUGCUCCUUUAUAUUCUCUUUCUUAUUUUUCGGUAUAGCCCAUAGAAGCCGAUUCAAACUCCGGAGGAGUUGCGAUGUGCGUCGCGCGAGCGCACACACAUGUGAAAUAACAAUUAAAGAGUGUAAAACGACAUGAGCAACGACAACGCAUGUUAAUUCGAAUCGGCUUUGGUCACAUAUUUUACUCAAGAUUCGAUUACUUUGACUGUCGGAAUGUGAGCACUCAGCAGUUAGCACCCAUUAAUGCGCACACUACUUAUUAGAUGUGGUACUGUGUGUCACAAUUUGCGUCGCAAAGCAAACGGCUCUCUGCGUAGACGAAUUUUUUAAAUUCGGAAGAAUUUCUCGCGAUCGCAGAAGGUUCUUGAUGUCAUCGCAGUGGCGGUUUAUGGUUUAUUUUUAUAAAGUACCAUUAUUGAACUGGUCGACCAGCACAGAGAGACACACAGAGCAAAAGUGUAGUGUAGUGAAGUGAACGUUUUCUUUGAAAUCAAUUCUAAAAUGGUUAAUAACCGAUUUAAGUUGGACUCGAAUAACGUUUGUUUUACAUUGAAUAUUUAUUGAACAUAAAUUGUGAACUCGAUCGAGUUAAUGGUGAAAUUUGUGAAAGUUUUUUUUUGGUCAUAUUUAUCCAAAUUCGAUAACGGCGUUGAACAUUAAUUACGCCUUUGAUUAUUUACUUAUCACUCACCAAAUAUACGACACAAUGGAUGACAUGCAAUCCAAAACGACCUCCAGCGUUGAUGCAACCAUCGCUGAUUUUAUAACAAUUCGUGAUUUGUUGAAAGAUUCGAAUCGAUACUUUCAAAAUCGCAUUGAAACGAAAAUAAACACGACUACAUAUGAAGAUUUUGACAAUUUGGAAUACCUUUACGAGAGAACAACAGACGUGCUACGAUUAAUUAACGAAAUUAUUGACAAAUCCAAAAAGGAACCGCUGACAUCAACGACAUUUGAGCAUACAACUAAUAAUAUUGGUGAAUUGGAAGAGAAUACAUCCUAUUUGGAUAUGAGUGUGCGAAAAUAUGAAAGUUAUGAGUUGAAAAAGUCCAUCGGAAAUUCGAAUCGCAAUGAUUAUGUUGAUGUUAGUAGCAAAGCAUCGAAAGAAUGCAAUGAUGAUGAUAAUAUUUACGACAAUUAUAUGGUCGAACGGAAUGGUAAAUGUCCAACGGUUAAUGAUACUGCGGCGGUGACAUCGAUUCAAAACUUGGAUACGUCUUCGAAAAAUGAUGUUGGCAGUAAAAAAGACUGUCCAUUUAACGGUUUACCUGCCGCACAUUUGUUGAUCAUGCACUCGCCAAAAGUGGGCUGGCUCACGAUGCACUUGCGAUGCAAGCGAUUUAUUCGGCAUUUUAAUAUGAAUUUCAAGCGAAAAUACUACACGGGUCUGGUGUCAAAGCAAACGAACACGGACUAUUACGAAUGGUGGCUAUUGAUGUAUGCUGGUGGUACGACCGAUUUGAAGCCAACAGUAUGUCUGCCACUGAACCAGUUUGUAGCAUGUGCGGAUCAGCCCAGGGCCACAAAGAAUGAUGAUAAACGACCCGACGAAUGUAAACGAAAUCCAUGCAAAUUUGAAUUGGACGAGAAAAAUAAAAAAAAGGAUGCAAAAUCGUAUUGUUUUGUCGCUGAAACGCCUGAACACUGUGAGCAUUGGAUCAAUCUGUUGAAACAAUUGAGUAUUGGUCUACCGCACAUUGAGAGUACAUUCACAGCAACGGCACAGAUACGAAAACUACCAAAGCCGCCACUGAAUCUGAAAAACACUGAUAUCGAUCGCUUGACUGGAGACAUUGAUACCGUUGACACCACCGCCACAUCCAGUGCACGGUCAAACAUUGAACGAGACCAUUCCGUCGAUAUUUGCAACUAUAGUGAAGGUGUGUACGAAGAACCAGAAGAAUACUACAAAAAUGUUCCAACAACACCCAAGACGAUAACGAUGACAACAUCAACAACAACAACAACGGCAACAAGCAAGGGGCCAAAGUUGCCAGUGAAAAAAUCACUGUCACAAUCGAUUGCAUCAACCAUUCGAAUCGAUGAUAUUUCAUCGAUUUACGAUACACCGAAAAAACCUGUUCACAAAACCGACGAUGCGAAACAUUAUGAUCUGGUUUCAGUGCAAAAAGAGAAUUGCAAUGAAACAAAAGCGGCAGAGGAUUCAACACAAGACAGCAAUCGUUUAAAAAUCGAUGAUGAAAUUCGUAGUAAAUUAUCGACACAAUUGAAAGAACAAUCACAAAAGUAUUUUUCGGGUCGAAGAACAAAUGAUGAAGAAAUGGUGAGAGAUACGACGACUGACGCCGCAUCCAAUAAAUAUCAACUGAGCGCAAUGCGUAAGUGGCUCUUCUCAAAUCAUUUGGCCAAAUUACGACAGUCGACCAAUCCAACGAAUUUCAUGCGCAAAUCAUCCGGCAGCAGUACAACCGAUACGACGACAGAGAUACAACAUCAGCAGCAGCAACAACAACAAUCAGACAAUCAACAGUUGAGCAAAACAAGUGCAAUCGCACCAUCUUCGGAUGUUCUAAAGCGCUCGUUCAGCGUACAGCCAAAGGGCACCAAAGUUCACAUGAUUAUUAAUCAAUUAGAAGCGAACGGUCAAUUAACUUUAUUAAGUGGUGGUGGCACUUCGCCAACCAAGUGCAGCGCACCCAUGUCUGCUUAGUUUAUAGAUGUUCACAUAGUAAUAAUGUAAUUUGCUUUAAGGAGUCGGUCUUUAUUUGAUAUAUAUGUUUCUGUAAUAAUUAUUGCGUUUUGUGCCACUUUUACUUCCUGUUUGAACUAUAAAUGGUUUUAUUUCACAUCUCGAACAAAAAUUAAUUGAUACUGAAAAAAACAUGUCACUUGAAGAAUGUAGAACAUAUUUGAAGGAAAAUAAAUAAUUUUAAGAACUUUAUUUUGAAGAAAAGAAUGAAGAAUAAAAAUUGUAUUGUUUGUAUUGAACGCACAGAA